AUGUAUCGAGUUAAAUAUUUAUUAAAUUUAUCGAUUCGUUUUCAUUCAACAUUAACACCAAAAUUUAAUCCAUGGUAUGAUUAUCGUGCUUAUUUGGAUCAAGUGAAAACGUAUAUAAAUCGUUUAAAUCCAUAUAUUGAACUCGAUCUUCGAUCAGCUGCACUCAAUUGGGAUUAUAUAUUAAAUAAUGAAAAUUUACAAACAAUUGCAAAUAAUAUAAAACAACGAAAAGAAAAUGAAUCUGUUGAUAUUGAACAUAUUCUAACACUUCAUCGUGAUAUACAAAAUUUAUUUCAUCGUAUUGAAGACAAAAAACUUGAUUCAAUACAAGGCGAAGAUCAAAUUAAACUUAAAAUUCAAGAUUUAUAUAAUCAUGCAAUAAGAAUACCGAAUAACACACAUCCAGAUAUCCCAAUUGGUAAUCAAGAACAAGCACGUACACUUCGUGUUGUAGGAAAAAAACCAGAAACAAAUAUUCCUCGACAAACAAUUGAUCAAAUUGGUCAAGAAUUAAAUUUAAUGCAAUUAGAAAAUAUGGGUCAUGUAUCAUUUCGUGGAGCUUAUGCAUUAUUUGGUGAUUUUGCUCGUUUAGAACGAGCUUUAAUGUAUUAUGCAUUUGAAAAACUUACGCAAAAUGGUUUUAAAAUGGUUUCUGUUCCUGAUAUUAUUCAUCGAGGCAUUAUUGAAUCAUGUGGAUUUGCAACUCGAGGUAAACGAUCACAAGUUUAUCAAUUAGAUUAUGGUGAAGAAUUUGGUCGAUAUUGUCUUGCUGGUACAGCUGAAAUGCCUUUAGCUGGUUUACUCAAACAUAAUACAUUUCGUAAAGAUGAAUUACCACUUAAAUUAGCUGCAUGUAGUCGUUGUUAUCGAGCUGAAUUACCUGGUGGAAAAGGUGAAGGCAAUCUAUAUCGUGUACAUGAAUUUACUAAAGUUGAAAUGUUUGCUGUUACAACUAAUGAUGAAAAAGUUUCACAAGAAAUGCAUGAUGAAAUUGUUCGAAUAGAGACCUCAAUGUAUGAAGAUCUUGGAUUACAUUUUAGAAUACUAGAUAUGCCAACAGAAGAACUUGGUCUUUCAGCAUAUCGAAAAUAUGAUAUUGAAACUUGGAUGCCAGCAAAAGAAUUUUAUGGUGAAAUCAGCAGCGCAUCAAAUUGUACUGAUUUUCAAUCACGUCGUCUUCAUAUUAAAUAUAUUAAUGAUAAUGGUGAUGAACAAUUUGUUCACACUUUAAAUGGAACAGCUAUGGCUAUACCGAGAAUGCUUACUGCUAUUAUUGAAUUAAAUUGGAAUCCGGAAACAAAACAAAUUCAAAUUCCAAAACCUUUACGAUCUCUUAUGGGUAAUAGAGAAUUUAUAUCAAAAAGUUCAUCAACACCUAGUACGCAAUGGAUCAAAUUUCUUAGUUGA
Messenger RNA from Rotaria sordida, 1407 nucleotides. Lineage: Eukaryota; Metazoa; Rotifera; Eurotatoria; Philodinida; Philodinidae. The record is from the annotation of a GenBank genome assembly.